AUGGCUCUGUCAAAUCCCCGGGACGAUGGCUCUGUCAAAUCCCCGGACGAUGGCUGUCAGGAUCCCACGCUGACUGAAGCUUCCGUCCUGGGCCUCACAAAUAGGCACCGGCUCCGACAUCGCCCCAUCCAAUCUAGCUCCAGUCUACCCCAGCUUUGGCUGUGCGGCUCUCGGAAAGCUGGAGGGCGUGUUUCAGCUCGCGCCAUCAGCAAGUGCAGGCCGGCGCCGUGGGAUUUGGGAUUGAGCACGCUCAAGAACAAGCCAGGAGGCCACGAGGUGCCUAGGGGCUCGAGCUUGCGGCGCGGCCCUCCCAAUCGGUGA
Diaporthe citri is the source of this 321-nucleotide messenger RNA. RefSeq lists its product as uncharacterized. The transcript has a single exon. Lineage: Eukaryota; Fungi; Ascomycota; Sordariomycetes; Diaporthales; Diaporthaceae. The coding region runs from base 1 to 321 and encodes 106 amino acids. The record is from RefSeq and is a predicted model, not a curated record.